This is a messenger RNA of Carassius carassius (crucian carp), 4774 nucleotides long. Its product is annotated as nuclear factor of activated T-cells 5-like. The record is from RefSeq and is a predicted model, not a curated record. Lineage: Eukaryota; Metazoa; Chordata; Actinopteri; Cypriniformes; Cyprinidae. Gene Ontology annotation, biological process: regulation of transcription by RNA polymerase II; calcineurin-NFAT signaling cascade; cytokine production. Gene Ontology annotation, cellular component: transcription regulator complex. The coding region runs from base 254 to 4147 and encodes 1297 amino acids. The transcript is spliced from 14 exons. Gene Ontology annotation, molecular function: transcription factor binding; RNA polymerase II cis-regulatory region sequence-specific DNA binding; DNA-binding transcription factor activity, RNA polymerase II-specific.
CUCGCGCUCGCUGGCGGAGUGUUUACACACACACACACACACACACACACACACCUACACACACUACGAGGAGCGCGGAGCGACGCAAACCCUUUAUUUAUGAUACCCAGAAGUGUCACUGCCUGCUUUCUCUGCACCUGGCUUUCGUUUGUUUUGCUUUUUCGUUUCGGCCAAACUAAACCAUGACAGUUUGUUAGAAGCUGCAAUUGAAGAGCAAGUCCGAGUCUUUUCUUGUUGGAUCGGAGGCACUGCGAUGCCCUCUGAUUUCACCUCGCUCUUCAGCGCGGAUGUCGACCUCGAUUCGCCCAAGUCCCUCUACUCCAAAGAAUCGGUAUAUGAUCUUCUCCCGAAAGAGCUGCAGCUGCCGUCUUCUAGAGAGCAGAACGCAGCCGCUAUGAGUCAAAAAAGUGGUGGAGAGGCAGGACUUCCGCCGUCGACGGCUCUCGCCACAGAUGCAUCGUCCGUCUCUUCUGCUUUGAGCAUGGAAGGUCCUCACAGGGCUUUUCCCACCUCUUCCACCUCAGCUUCAGAGCGGAUCGCCGUGCACGAAAGCAGCACGCCGGGAGAUGUUAGCAGUCGAAGAAAAGCAGAGGUUCUGGCUGCGGAAAACAAGCUUUCCGGUCGAGAAAAAGGUGGCCAGCAGACCCAGCAGCAGCACCAGAUGACACCCUCCAAACGGCCUGUCCUCAACAUCUCGCCUCCACCAGAGGACCUGUUCGAUGAGAGCAACAUGUCCUGCCAGGAUGAGCUCUUUCUUGACUCGGAGCAGAGUAGCAACAUCUGGAUAGAAAAGUCGGUGUCCAACUUCAGCAUUGUGAGCUCUAGCUCCUACAAUGACAACACUGAAGUUCCCCGCAAGGCCCGCAAGUGCACCCCACGACAGAAGCCCGGGCCAAAACUGGUCCCUGCUGAAGAGGUCAGCAUGGAUGUCUUUGAUGCAGAUAGUGCCAAAGGUCCACACUUUGUGCUUUCGCAACUUGGCCCCGACAGCAAGACCAGCUCCAAAGCAAGCUCUGAUGGACCACAAGCUUCUGGCCUUAAAGGUGGGAUACUGUCUCGUCAGUAUCCUCAGAAAAGUGAAGGGAAAGAACUGAAGAUUAUGGUGCAGCCUGAGACUCAGCAUAGAGCGCGUUACCUAACUGAAGGCAGCCGUGGGUCUGUGAAAGACCGAACACAGCAGGGUUUCCCUACUAUCAAGCUUGAGGGGGUGAAGGAGUCAGUAGGCCUGCAGAUUUUUGUUGCCAAUGAUGCUGGACGUGUAAAGCCCCAUGGCUUCUACCAGGCUUGCAGAGUUACAGGCCGUAACACAACCACCUGUAGGGAAGUGGACAUCGAAGGCACAACUGUCAUCGAAGUGCCUCUGGAUCCCAGCAGCAAUAUGAUUCUGGCUGUAGACUGCGUGGGGAUCCUAAAGCUCAGGAAUGCUGAUGUGGAGGCCCGUAUUGGGGUGGCUGGAUCUAAGAAGAAGAGCACCCGUGCCAGACUGGUGUUUCGAGUCAACAUCCAACGCCCGGAUGGCUCUGUGCUCACAUUACAGACCUCUUCGUCUCCCAUACUGUGCACCCAGCCUGCAGGAGUACCUGAGAUUCUCAAGAAGAGUUUGCACAGCUGUUCAGUUAAAGGGGGGAGUGAAGUCUUUAUUAUUGGAAAAAACUUUCUCAAAGGAACCAAGGUCUUAUUUCAGGAGAGUGCUUCAGAUGAUAAAUUCUGGAAGGCAGAGGCUGACAUUGACAUGGAGUUUUUCCAUCAGAAUCACCUUAUUGUCAAAGUCCCUCCAUAUCAAAAUCCAGCUAUCACAUCUCCUGUAUCUGUUGGUAUCUAUGUUGUUACGAAUGCUGGACGUUCCCAUGAUGUUCAACCAUUUACAUACACUCCAGAGCCAGAAACAUGCUCGUUUACAGUUGUCGAUGCUACUGUGAAAAAGGAAGUCUUGCCUCCAGUGACACCUUGUUGUUUUGAAAAAAUGAAAGUAAUAGAUACUGCCUUGCUGACGCCAGUUUUGCCUCUUGUUAAACGAGAAGACGUCACUCCAAUGGAGGUCUCCAGUAACCCUUUGGCUCUCAAGACCUCUGAAGUCAUCAGUUCAGCCCAGCAAGCCUUAGAUAUGAGUGCCGAGGUCUCCACCAAUAACUGCAAAUUUUCCAGUCCACUGGCACACCAAACAAGAGAACAGGAUCAAUCUCAGAACUCUGUCUUUUCCAAUGAAGAGCCAUUCAGCACCAUCCAGGAACAGAGUCUUGCACCCAGUGGCUCUUUCCAUGUGCCUAAUAAAUCUCUACUUCAGCAAGGAGCUCAGCCAUUCCUCUUGGAACACAGAGAGAGUCUCGGACAGGAGAGGACAGGAAACAGUGGCGGUUCAGUGGUGGGGCUCUCCCAGAUUGAUGACAACUCACAGCAGCAGCUCUCACUUCUACCUCCAGAUGAGGUGGCACAGCUGGAGCAGGCCGUUCGGCAGCUGCAAGCGAAGGGAUUCUGCAACAUCCAUCUCCAGAGUGAGAAUUCACUCUCAAAACAAAGAGACCAUCAACUUCAACAGCACCAGCAGCAAUUCCAACAGCAGCAGCAGCAAAUCCAGCAGCAGCAACAGCAAAUCCAGCAACAGCAGCAGCACAUCCAGCAACAAGAGCAACAAAUCCAGUUGCAGCAGCAGCAACACCAGCAGCAGCAAGCUCUGGAGAACCUUCAACAUCAGCUCUUUCAGCCCCAGGUUCAAAUACAUUGUAUUUCAGAGCAGCAGAGCUCUUCCAAAGGUAUGGUGCAGAAUGGAAGUUCUCUCUUCCAGCAAACCCCACCCCAACAGCAGCAACAAGCAUCCCUGUUUCAACAAGCAACUGGCUUUCUUCAGCAGCAGCCUAGUCAUUCCUCGCCUUCUCUGUUUCACAACCCUACAGCCAUGACCGAAACCCAAAGCCCACAGGAGGCUCUUUUCCACACACAGAAGAACUCACCCAGUCAGGAUCAGAUCCAAGCUUCCCUUUUCCAAAACAAUCAGACAAUUCUUAGUAGGUCAAACAUGUCAGCGGAAGCUCACCCAUCUGCGACCAGUAUGUUUCUUUCCCAAAAUGCCAUACCAGUCCAACUUGCCAUUAACGCUGGCCAGCCACAGCAACUGGCCUUUCACACUUCUAUGCAGGCAUCUUCUCUCGAGGCACCAUCUGUAUUUCAGACUCCACCCCAACUGUCCCCCAUUCAGCAAGGCACUUCAAUGGAGCAGCAGCAAUCACCACAGCGAGCCAUGUUCCAGAGCAUCUCCCAGUCACCAAGCAAACUUCCCUCUGGUCAGCAGCAGCAGGCUGGUCUACUUCUUGGUUCCUUAAAUUCUCCAGUGACACAAGAGCAAACUUCCAAUUUGUUAUUUGGUGGGCAAGUCCAGAUAGGAUCGAUGAACAACAGUAGCCUAUCUUCUCCAGAACAACAAAACACUUCCCUUCCCUUUUCUCAGACCGGCAUGGUUACAGUCAGGCAGCAGGAGUCAUCUGAACCCAUGACAUUUCAGGAUCAGACUACUAUGGGGAUCAGCCCCUCCUCGAAUAAGCCCAUCUUCCAAGACCAGCAACCAAUGCAGUUGGCACCAAGUUCUGGUACAGGCCCUUCACAGUCUGUAAACCUCUUCAUGGCCCAAUCCAGCAUGCAAGGGAGUAUGGCUUCUCAAGAAACCCUUUUUGCACCACAAAGUGAUGUAACCAGAAUUCAGACUAGCACUUCCUCUCCAGUACAACAGCCUGGUCAACUCUUUCAGACCACAAUGAGUGGAAGCCUCAACCAGCCCAAUCAGAAUCAGCAGCCAGACCUGUUCCUUUUUGAGAUUCAGAACGAGUGCCGUCAGCUAAUGAACAGCCAAGGAUCUACACUGUCUGACCAGAUCAUUGCCAUCAAUCAGUCUGGACAGACUCAGCAAGAGAGUGAAGAUCAAAUCCAGUCUUUACUUGGGCAGUCUAUAGCAGACCCAGGAACUGUACAAACCACAUUGACAACCUCUCAGAACAUGGAGAAGAUUGACCACCUUCUGACAUAUACACAGAGCAAGCCAUUCACUCUAUAUAUUGACACUAAGAAAGUAGAGUCGCCUGUUGAAAGAUCUGGCAGAGUCCGCUUCUGUUUUGAUCUUCAAUUCUCAAGAAACCUCAAUGCGAGAGCAUUUCUCUGAGGAACUGCUAUAAAGACUGUCAUUAGUUCCGCAGCAACCCCAUCAUAAAUAAAGGCUUUGAGGCAUUUGAGAACUAUAUUGAAGUACACAGAUAUUUGAUGCACCUGGAAACCUAGAGAUUCUGCCUCGAGUAUCUCUUUAUUUUUACAGUGACAGAAAGAGAAGAUCUGGACACAUGAGAUGACUGCAGUUAUGCCUGAACAUGAUUUUUAGACACCCCACUUUCUCAGUGAGCCUCGGAUAACUUUGUGAUUUCUGUUUUUAACUGUUUAACAUAUUCAAGGAUGCUUGACAGAAGCAGUCUGCAGUGAGAUUUUUAUUUUCAACACUUUUGCAAAAAAGUCGUUAAUCCCUUUCUGUCUCGGUACACUUGAGUAUCUAUAAGCUAUUUUGCUUUUGUAAAACUAUUUUAUGCAGUCAAAUGGGGAAAGAAGAAAUCUAAGUGAGAAAUGUGUUUUGGCAUUUCCCCCCUAGCACUUUAUAUAUGUUUUCAGUGUGACUCGUUGACAUUUCAUCAAGAUGUCUAUCUCAGAACAUGUUUACUGUAUUAAUAAUUCUAGUGUCUUUGGACUUCUAGUUUAGACUAAUCUGUAUAACACUAUACCAAUUAGAAAUGUUCAUUCCUGC